AUGGGUGAGAAUCCUUAUGAUGCCAAUGAUUUGUUUGCUGGUCUAGAUCUGCUGGUUCCUCUCCGAUGUGCCUGCCCGUCGAGAAAUCAGACUGCGGAUGGUAUAAAGUAUCUAUUAACCUUCCCAGUCAGUGAAGGUGAUGAUUUUUCGGAUCUUAGCGAUAGAUUCAAUGCCAGUUACCAUGACACUGCUUCUGCAAAUGGGUUCUCUGAACAAGGGUACCCCACUAUUUUCCCGUCCUCCACAAUUCUGAUCCCUUUACCACAAGAACCUUUGAGCUCCCAAACCAUAAUUCACCACCCAAUCGAAAGCUCCCCAUCACCGUUCCAGCCUCUCCAUCCAUUUAUCAAGAACAACAUCAAAAGAUCGUAUUCUAAGCUUCACUUCAGCAUCGGCAUUGCGGUUCCUUCUCUUCUAGUCCUAUGUGCUCUCGUUACAGUCGCUUUCUGGUACGAUAAGAAGAGGAUGACGAGAGCUGAUGGAAAGAAGAAAUCUAUUUUACCAAAAGAUGUCCUUAAAGCCAUAACAGAUGUGAAUCAUGAGCUGAAGGUGUUUUCAUUUGAGGAACUCAAUGCGGCAACCCAAGAUUUCAGCUGUGCGUGCAGAAUAGAGGGCCUCUGGGGCAUCUGUAUGGGCCAAGAACACUGCUAUCUUGUUUAUGAGCAUAUGGAAAACGGAUCUUUGAAGGACUGGCUCCUUGAUAGGAGCCGCUCGGAGCUUUUGAGUUGGAAUCAUAGGGUUCAGAUCGCUCUGGAUAUAGCCAAUGGGCUUGACUAUCUUCACAACUUUGCAGAACCCCGUUAUGUGCACAUGGAUAUCAAGAACAGCAACGUUCUUCUCGAUAGCAAUUUGAGAGCUAAGAUCGCAAACUUUUCUAUGGCAAGAUCCUCGGAAGGCAGAAAUAAUGGGUUUGCCAUAACGAGAACUGUCGAAGGGUCGCUGGGUUACAUGGCACCAGAGUAUCUGGAAGGCGGAUUAGCGACACCUAAGAUUGAUGUACACGCUUUUGGGGUGGUGAUGUUAGAGCUUAUCACAGGAAAGGAUGCUGUAAUUAAGCAUGAAGGAAGAGAGAUGCUGUUAUCCUCUGUGAUGAUUUCCAUUGUGGAAGGAAGGAAUGCACAGAUCGAGCUCAGCAACUUUCUGGACUCCACCAUGAGAGGCGGAUGCCGAGCAGGUCUUGCAUUGGCAAUGGCAAAGCUAAGUGUGGCCUGUUUGAGACAAGAUCCAGGCAGCAGACCUAGCAUGGGUGAAGUUGUGUCGAUACUUUCGAGAGUACAAAUGGAAUCAAAGAAAUCCGGAGUGGCAUGA
Molecule: messenger RNA, 1308 nt
Organism: Phoenix dactylifera (date palm)
Lineage: Eukaryota; Viridiplantae; Streptophyta; Magnoliopsida; Arecales; Arecaceae
Source: RefSeq, a predicted model, not a curated record